Molecule: messenger RNA, 4233 nt
Organism: Trichoderma reesei QM6a
Lineage: Eukaryota; Fungi; Ascomycota; Sordariomycetes; Hypocreales; Hypocreaceae
Exons: 4
Coding region: 1-4233 (1410 amino acids)
Biological process (GO): transcription elongation by RNA polymerase II; transcription elongation-coupled chromatin remodeling; nucleosome organization
Cellular component (GO): transcription elongation factor complex
Molecular function (GO): histone binding; DNA binding; nucleosome binding
Source: RefSeq, a predicted model, not a curated record
AUGAGCUCCGCGAUGCGUGAUUUGAUCUCGGGAGAGGCGGAGCUGGAUGACGAGGAAGAUGACGAGUCCUUUGACGAAGAGACCGGCGAGGAGCGCCGGAGGAAGCCUUCCGCCCAUAUCGAUGACUCUAGCGAAGAGGAAGAGGACGACGAUGACGAGGAAGAAGCUCGCAAGAUCCGCGAGGGCUUCAUCGUUGACGAAGACGAAGAGGAAGAAGAGGCCGAGUCUGACGUCGAGAGUCGACCCGUAAAGCGAAAGCGAGAGCAUCGGAACCGAGAAGAAGAAGAACUACUCGACGAAGAAGAUCUGGAGCUCAUUGGCGAGCAAUUUGGAGAGCAGCCAAAGCCUCAGGCGCCUUCAAAGUUCAAACGCCUCAAACGUGGCCACCGAGACGAGGACGAUGCCGCACACGAGAAGCGAGGGUUGGAAGAGAUCUUUGCAGAUGAGGAAGACGAUGCCGCCGAGCAACGCAGCUAUGGUCGACCCGGCUUCCGUUCCCAAGUUGACGAGUUCGAUGAUUUCAUCGAGGAGGAUUACCCCGAGGACGAGGACGAGCGCAUACGCCAGCAGGAAGAUGCCGAAGUCGCCCGCCCUAGGGAUCGCGGUGUCGGAGGCGUUGUUGAUACUACUGGCCUUGACAAGGAUGCCCUGGAUGACAUGGAGGCCAUAUUCGGCAACGGCGAAGACUACGACUGGGCGCUUCAGAUGGAGGAAGAGGAAGAGGACAGGGAGAGAGAGGAGCAAGGCAUCGAGCUCAAGGACGUCUUUGAGCCUUCACAACUUAAGGAGAAGCUGCUCACAGACGAGGACAACGAGAUUCGAUUCACGGACGAGCCCGAACGCUUCCAACUCGACCGCAAACCUUUCAAGAACCUGCAGCUCACUCCUGAUCAGUUCAAAGAAGAAGCUCGAUGGAUUACCAACCAGCUGUGGCCGAAAAAGGGCUUGGCCCAGGAACUUCAGGCUCCUUUCGGCAAGGCAGUUGGUAAGGUCCUCGAGUUCUUCAUCGUGGACGAAGUCGAGGUGCCAUUUGUGUUCCAGCACCGCAAGGACUACCUCCUCCACUCCAAAAAGAUCCGAAAGUCCACAAGAGACGACCCCGACGGUCCCGAUUAUACGAUCCAGUCAGACAAGCUGCUGAACCAGGAUGACUUGUGGAGGAUUCUCGAGCUUGACAUCAAGUUCCGCUCCUUUGUGGAGAAGCGGAAUGCGCUUGAGAAGUCGUACGACAACCUCAAGUCCAUGGAUGUCAAGGACGAAAUGGUCGAGGAGAUGAUCCCCGAGGCCACGACUAUGGAAGAGAUUCAAGAUCUGCAAGAUUACCUGCAGUUCCAGUACGCCAACAAGCUGCGAGAUCUCGCUUCUCUCUCCGGCAAUACAUCACAAACGAAACGCCCGGGCUCAAAGUCUUCACUGCUCGAUCGUGUUCGCAAUGGCAAGGCGUAUUACUUUGUCAAGGCAUACGGCAUCACUGCUGAUCAACUGGCGAAGAACGCUCUUCGCCAGGGCCGAAAGGUGGCGCCGGAUGAUCACGAGCAGUACCCGAUGGAUCUUGCUGACAGCCUAACCGAUGAGAGCUUCAGCACCGGCGAUCAAGUCAUUAAUGCUGCUCGUCAGAUGUAUGCCGAGGAGCUCUUUGCCAGCCCUCGGAUGCGCAAGUACCUCAGAGCAUCCUUCUACCAGGCGGCUGAGAUCAGCUGUCGCCGGACGGAAAAGGGACUUCGGAAGAUUGAUGACACACACCCGUACUACGAAAUCAAAUAUAUCCAGAACCAAGCCAUUGCGGAUUUGGUCCACCAGCCCGAAGUAUUCCUGAAGAUGAUGCGCGCCGAGGAGGAAGGCCUCGUGGAGAUCAAGGUCGAGAUGCCUUCGCGGUACGAUUUCCGCAGACAACUAUACCAGGAAUUCGAAUCAGAGAACUUUAGCGAUCGAGCAGAGCAGUGGCGAGAGGAGCGCAGGAAGGUGCUGGACCUCGCCUAUCCCAAGCUGGAGAAGAUUGUGGCCAAGAACAUCAAGGAAGUCAUCCGAACCUUUUGCCAAGAUGAAGUUCUCAAGAUGUGCCGGCAAGAGUUUUACCGCAAGCUUGACCAGGCUCCUUACAAGCCCAAGGGCAUGAUCCUGGGAACCACACCGCGGGUCUUGGUCCUGUCCAAUGGAGGUGGUGAUCCUACACGCGACCCUGUGUGCUGGGCUUGGGUGGAAGAAGAAGGCCGUGUGCUUGAACAAGGCAAGUUUGGCAACCUCGGCCGAGACGAGACUCAGCGCGAGAACUUUGUCGAACUUGUACGACGGCGACGGCCCGAUGUCAUUGGUGUUAGUGGCUGGUCAGCGGAUACGCACAAGCUUGUCCGCGACCUGGAGGGCCUGGUGAGCGAAAAGGGCCUGAUGGGAGCAGAGUUCGAGGACCCCGAGACAAACGACUACCGAACCGAGCUGCUCGAGGUCGUCGUCGUCGAGGACGAAGUCGCACGCCUAUACAAGGACAGCCCUCGCGCCAUCGCCGAGCACCCCUCCCUCAACUCCGUCACAAGAUACUGCAUUGCCCUGGCGCGAUAUCUGCAGAACCCGAUGAAGGAGUACGCCGCACUGGGCAAGGACGUGGCGUCUCUCUCAUUUCAUCCAUGCCAGAACCUGCUGCCCCGGGACAAGCUGAUGAAGUACCUAGAGUCGGCCAUGGUUGAUACCGUCAACAUGGUCGGAGUGAACAUCAACGAAGCCAUGACGGACCCGUACACAGCCAACCUUCUCCCCUAUGUCGCAGGCCUGGGCCCGCGAAAGGCCACCAGUGUCAUCAAGACCAUCAACGCCAACGGAGGCGUCGUCAAUACGAGAGACGAGCUGGUGGGCGACCCGGAUAGCGGCAAGCUGCCCGUUGUUGGGCCUCGCGUCUGGAACAACUGUGCCAGUUUCCUGUACAUCGAAUACGAUGCGACGAAUCCCUCAUCAGACCCCCUCGACAACACCCGUGUUCAUCCGGAAGACUACGAGCUGGGCCGCAAGAUGGCGGCAGAUGCGCUCGAGCUGGACGAAGAGGAUGUCAAGGCGGAGACUGACGAGAACGGACCCGGCGCCAUUGUGCGAAAGCUCUUUAAGCAAGACGAGCAGGAAAGGGUCAACGAACUGGUGCUCGAUGAGUAUGCCGACCAGCUGCAGAGGAACUUUAGCCAACGCAAGCGAGCUACUCUCGAGGCCAUCAGUGCCGAAUUGCAAGCGCCCUACGAGGAGCUGCGAAGGAGUUUUGCGCUCCUUACGCCGUCCGACAUCUUCACCAUGUUCACGGGCGAAACCAAGUCAACACUCUGCGAAGGCAUGAUUGUCCCAGUCAAUGUGCGCAUGGUCAGAGAUGACUUUGCCAUUGUGAAGCUGGAUUGCGGCAUCGAGGGCAGGAUAGAGGGUCACGAGGUGUCGAACCGGGCUUCCGUCAAGGACGUCCUCAGCACAGGACAAACGGUGCAAGCCAAGAUCCUUGAGAUGAACUACAAGGACUUUAUGGCCAAGCUCUCGAUACGGGAGGAGUCUCUGCGCAUCCCCUACAAGGCGCCCAUCAACUUUGGCCGCGACGGCUGGGACUAUGCCCUCGAGGCUGCCGACAAGGAGGAGCUGCGCGAGAAGGACAAGACCACGGGCCGGACGCAGCGCGUGGUGAAGCAUCCCAACUUCAAGCCCUUUAACUCCAUCCAGGCGGAAGAGUACCUGGGCUCACAACCACCUGGCGAAGUCAUUAUUCGGCCGUCGUCCAAAGGCAACGAUCACCUGGCUAUUACCUGGAAGGUUGCCGAUGGCGUCUACCAACAUAUUGACGUGCUGGAAAUGCAGAAGGAGACUGAGUUUUCCGUCGGCAAACUUCUUCGAAUCGGCGGCAAGUACACGUACAGCGAUCUCGACGAGUUGAUCGUGGACCAUGUUAAGGCCAUGGCCAGAAAGGUCGAGGAGAUGAUGAGGCACGACAAGUACCAGAACAGGUCGCGCAGCGAGACUGAGAAAUGGCUCAUCACAUACGUGGACGCCAACCCCAACCGAUCGGCUUACGCCUUUUGCAUCGACACCAAGCAUCCGGGAUACUUUUGGCUGUGCUUCAAGGCGAGCAAGACGGCGCGCGUCAUCGGCCUGCCGGUGCGAACCAUUCCUCAGGGGUUCGAGCUGAGAGGAUACCAGUACCCCGACAUGCGCGCUCUGUGCAACGGUUUCAAACUGCGCUUCCAGAACGAGUUUUCCAAGAUGGGGGCUCGCUAA